Mesoplodon densirostris (Blainville's beaked whale) is the source of this 5062-nucleotide messenger RNA. RefSeq names its product crumbs cell polarity complex component 1 (gene CRB1). NCBI's taxonomy places the organism in Eukaryota, Metazoa, Chordata, Mammalia, Artiodactyla, Ziphiidae. The record is from RefSeq and is a predicted model, not a curated record. Gene Ontology annotation, molecular function: calcium ion binding. Gene Ontology annotation, biological process: heterophilic cell-cell adhesion; establishment or maintenance of epithelial cell apical/basal polarity. Gene Ontology annotation, cellular component: protein-containing complex; plasma membrane.
CGCCGCAAGCGGACCGCGUCCUCACGGCUUGUGGCCGGUUGCGGCAGCCCCUCAGCGGCGGGCGAAGCCGUCUCCACAAACGCUGCCCUGCGUCUGAAGAACCCAGCCGGACGCAGCUAACGCAGUUGCUCCUAGAAUUCAUUUUUAACUUUUUAUUGUCCACAGAAAACACUGGAAAAUGUACAUACAAGUAUACAGCUGGCAGGACAUGAAAGAAAGCCGAAACAAAAAGAAAAGAAAAAGGUCCACAAGGAUAACUUUUGGAGCCAAGAUUGUGCGUUUCUAACACAGUCGCAGGUGGUGCUGGUAUUGCUGCUCUGAGGACCACAUGUUUAGUAGCGAGGUCCUAGUCCUGUGAUUUUACAGACACGAGGAAAAUAAGGCAGAGGCUGAAGCCAAAUAGGAUGGGUGACCAGGUUGGUGAACCCAUGUCCGAGUCCCCUGGAAGAGUUACAGAAAAGUUAUCGCUGACACUUGUUAACGGCAGAGCUCGGGAGCUGGACAGGGACCAGACCACCACCAGCACGUCGGAGCAUGUCCUCCACGAGACCAUGGCGCUUCAGACAGUUACCCACCUUCUCAUCUUCUGCCUCAGUCUCUCACUGCUCAUCUCCAUAAAAAAUUCCUUUUGCAAUAAAAAUGACACCAAGUGCCUCUCAAAUUCUUGUCAGAACAAUUCUACAUGCAAGGAUUUUUCAAAAGACGGAAGUUGCCAUUGUUCAGGCACGGCCAUUAAUUUGGACAAAGACUGUGACCAUGAGAAAGACCCUUGCUUCUCCAGUCCCUGUCCAGGAAAUGCCACUUGUGUGAGCAUCCCAGGACAGAGGAGGUUUCUGUGCAGAUGUCCUACUGGGUACAGUGGGACCAACUGUAACACGGCCAUUGCUCCCUGUAGCACCAACUCCUGCCAACACGGAGGCUUUUGCCAUCAGGACCCUGUGCACCCUGUGUGCAUCUGCCCUGCUGGAUAUUCUGGAAGAUUCUGUGAGCUGGACCACGAUGAGUGUGCAUCCAGCCCCUGCCACAACGGUGCUGUGUGCCAAGACGGAAUCAAUGGCUACUCCUGCUUCUGUGUCCCAGGCUAUCAAGGCAGGCACUGCGACUUGGAAGUGGACGAGUGUGUGUCAGACCCCUGCAAGAACGAGGCCACAUGCCUCAACGAGAUAGGACGGUACACUUGCAUCUGUCCCCACGAUUACUCCGGUGUAAACUGUGAAUUGGAAGUUGAUGAAUGUCGGUCCCAGCCCUGCCUCAGUGGUGCAACCUGUCAGGAUGCUGUGGAGGCCCCUUUCUGUGACUGUGCCCCCGGCUUCCUGGGUGCUGGCUGUGAGUUCAGCACUGAUGAGUGUGCCAGUGGGCCGUGUCUCCAUGGAGGGCUGUGUGUGGAUGGAGCCAACAGGUACAGCUGUAACUGCAUGGGUAGUGGAUUCACAGGGACAUUGCAUUGUGAGACCUUGAUGCCUCCAUGUUGGUCAAAACCCUGUCACAAUAAUGCUACAUGUGAGGACAGUGCUGACAAUUACACUUGUCACUGCUGGCCUGGGUACACGGGGGCCCAGUGUGAGACCGACAUCGAUGAAUGCAGUAGUAACCCCUGCCAGUCUGAUGGGGAAUGCGUGGGGCUGUCUUCAGGGGAAGGGCAUGGGCACCUUGCCCAGCUGCUCUCUCUGUCCAGCCGCCCCGAAGCCUCAGGUUACAUCUGCAUCUGUCCACCUGGACUCACAGGGGUCCACUGUGAAGAGGAUGUCGAUGAGUGCUCUUCAAGCCCUUGCCAAAACGGUGGUACUUGUGAGAACUUGCCUGGGACUUACACUUGCCAUUGCCCAUUUGAUAACCGUUCUGGAGCAUUUUAUGGAGGAAGGGACUGUUCUGAUUUGCUCUUCAGCUGUACUGAUCACCUAUGUCUAAAUAAUGGAAUGUGCAUCCCUCAACUCCGCAAUGGCCAGCAUGGAUUCAGCUGCCUGUGUCCCUCUGGCUAUACUGGGUCACGGUGUGAAACGGUCACCACACUUUCUUUUGAGGGUGAUGGCUUCCUGUGGGUCCCAAGUGGCUCAGUGACAGCCAAGGACUCUGGUUGUAAAAUAGCCCUCAGGUUUCAGACUGUCCAGCCAGUGGCACUUCUACUUUUCCGAGGUGACAGGGACGUGUUUGUGAUACUGGAGCUGCUCAGUGGCUAUGUCCACUUAUCAAUUCAAGUCAGGGAUCAGCCAGAGGUGGUCCUGUUCAUCUCCCACAGCACCAGCGAUGGGGAGUGGCAUGCAGUGGAGGUGACGUUUGCAGAGGCUGUGACCCUCGCCUUACUUGACAAGUCUUGCCUGGGAACAUGCAUCAUGAGAGCUCCUUCUCCAUUUGGAAGCGAUGGGUCAACAUGUGCUUUACAAAACUCCUUUUUGGGUGGUUUACCAGAGGGAACAGCCCACAGUGGUGUUGCUCUGCUUAACAUCUAUAAUAGACCAUCCAUACCUUCGCUUGUGGGCUGCCUCCAAGAUGUUCAACUUGACUCGAAUGCCAUCACCCUGGAGAACAUCUCGUCUGACUGGUCAUUAAAUGUCAAGGCAGGCUGCAUGAGAAAGGACUGGUGUGAGAGCCAACCCUGUCACAACAGAGGACGCUGCCUCAACUUGUGGCUUAGUUACCAGUGUGAUUGCUACCGGCCCUACCGAGGCCGGAGCUGUCACAGAGAGUAUGUGGCAGGCAGAUUUGGCCAAGAUGACUCCACUGGAUAUGCUGCUUUCCAUCUUGACAAGAGCUACGGAGAGGCCUUCACGCUCUCCAUGUUUGUUCGAACACAUCGUCCAUCGGGCUUGCUCCUAGCUCUGGAAAAUGGCACUUGCCAAUACAUCCGUGUUUGGCUAGAGCAUGGCAGACUAGCAAUGCUGACUCCAGGUUCUCCCAAAUCAUUAGUAAAAUUUCUUCUCAGCGAUGGAAAUGUCCACUUGAUAUCUUUGAAAAUCAAGCCAAAUAGAAUCGAACUGUAUCAGUCGUCACAAAACCUAGGAUUUAUUUCUGCUCCUAUGUGGAGACUCCAAAGAGGAGAUGUCCUCUACAUUGGUGGACUGCCUGACAGACAGGAGACUGAAGCUUAUGGUGGAUUCUUCAAAGGCUGUAUUCAAGAUAUAAGGUUAAACAACGAAAAUCUGGAAUUCUUUCCAAAUUCAACGAACAAUGCAGCCCAGGAUGCAGUUCUUGUCAAUGUGACCCAAGGCUGUCCCGGAGACAACCUGUGUGAGCCCAACCCCUGUCACAACGGAGGCAUCUGCUACUCCCUGUGGGAUGACUUCUCCUGCUCCUGCCCUGCGAACACAGCCGGGAAAGCUUGCCAGGAGGUUCGCUGGUGUGAACUCAGCCCGUGUCCUCCCCGGGCCCAGUGCCAGGGGCUGCCUCGAGGAUUUGAAUGUAUCGCAAAUGCUGUUUUUAAUGGACAAAGCAGUGAGAUAUUAUUCAGGAGCAAUGGGAAUAUUACCAGAGAACUCACCAAUAUCACAUUUGGUUUCAGAACAAGGGUCGCAAAUGCGAUCAUAUUGCACGCAGAGAAGGAGCCUGAAUUCCUUAAUAUUAGCAUUCGGGAUUCCCAGUUAUUAUUUCAGCUGCAAAGUGGCAACAGUUUCUACACACUGAGUCUGACAAGUCUGCAGUCAGUGAAUGAUGGCGCGUGGCACCAAGUGACUCUCUCCAUGACAGACCCACGGGCCCAGGCUUCCAGGUGGCAAAUGGAAGUGGACCAGCGAACACCUCUUGUGACCAGCUCAGUGGCUACUGGGAGUCUCAGCUUCCUGAAGAAUGAUAUAAACAUUUAUGUGGGUGAGCGAGCUAGUGACAACACGCAGGGCCUGCGAGGGUGUCUAAGUACAAUAGAAAUCAGUGGCAUUUAUCUCUCUUACUUUGAAAAUGUUCAUGGCUUCAUUAAUAAACCUCAGGAGGAGCAGUUUCUCAAAAUCUCUACACAUCCUGUGGUUACCGGCUGUUUGCAGUUAAACGCCUGCAAUUCCGACCCCUGCCUGCAUGGAGGACAUUGUGAAGACACGUACAGUUCUCAUCACUGCACCUGUCCCGUGGGAUGGUCAGGGUCACACUGUGAACUCGACAUUGAUGAAUGCCUUUCAAACCCCUGUAUCCAUGGCAACUGCUCCGACAGAGUUGCAGGCUAUCGCUGCAGGUGUGAGCCUGGCUACACUGGUGUGAACUGUGAAUCAGACGUAGACAAUUGCCAGAGUCACCUGUGUGCGAACGGGGCCACCUGCGUCAGUGACACCAGUGGCUAUUCUUGCCGCUGUCCUGGAAAUUUCACAGGAAAAUUCUGCAGAUACACCAGAUUACCCUCAGCAGUCUGUGGGAAUGAGAAGACCAACCUCACGUGCUAUAACGGCGGCAACUGCACGGAGUUCCAGGGUGAAGUAAAAUGUGUGUGCUGGCCAGGUUUCACUGGGGAAUGGUGUGAAAAGGACAUUGACGAGUGUGCCUCCGAUCCCUGCCUCAAUGGAGGCCAAUGCCACGACUUGCUGAACAAGUUCCAGUGCGUCUGUGAUUUGGCCUUCGCCGGCGCGCGCUGUGAGCUGGACUUGGCAGACGACUUGCUCUCAGAUGUCUUCGCCGCCAUCGGUUCAGUGACUUUAGCCUUGUUAUUGAUCCUCUUCCUGGCAGUGGUGGCCUCCGUCGUUGCCUCCAACAAGAGGGCAACUCAGGGGUCCUACAGCCCGAGCCGUCAGGAAAAGGAUGGCUCUCGCGUGGAGAUGUGGAGCAUGACGGCUCCCCCUGCAAUGGAAAGGCUGAUUUAGGACCAUCCUGUCUCUAGAGGAAGAGAUCCACACACUGCAAAAGGGACACUUGUACCUGAGUGUUUUUCUGACAAACCUGGAGACAUCAGGUUACAACUGGGACCACACUGAAACUGUGGGAAGGACUCCUUUGACCACCGUACGGAUGUUCAUAGUGGUUCAACUUGACACCACUAUUUUAUUGUAUUAUGUUAGCCAAUCACGGAACAGUGUUUCUUGUGCCAAUAAUUUCAGCCUCAUAAUUAGAAAAAAUACCUUCCUGAGGAUGCGACUUCUGGGAAAAGCUC